Molecule: messenger RNA, 1064 nt
Organism: Astrephomene gubernaculifera
Lineage: Eukaryota; Viridiplantae; Chlorophyta; Chlorophyceae; Chlamydomonadales; Astrephomenaceae
Source: the annotation of a GenBank genome assembly
CUGUGACGAACGCCUCGGCCUUCUUGCUGUUGACGAUGACGAGUGCUGCUUGCUAGCCUAUGAAUCCAUAGAAGGGUCCUGUGCGUGUUGCUCAAUAUUGUGCCGGCAGCAGGGUAAACUGUAGAUAUAAUUGUGGUGAAAAUAUAAGCUUUUACACUAUGGAAGCCGCCGCUGCUUUGCGAAGCGCACUGCUGCGCAAAGUUCUUUCUUCGCUUGAGCAACCUUUGAGCCCGGAUGGCACCGCCGCCAUCGCCCAGUUGCUUGUUGGUAGCGGCCUGCUGUCUGCGGGUCCGGAUGGUAUUCAAGGUGGUACAUGGGCGCCUGUCACGGAGCUUCAGGGCAAGCUGGUCGAGCAGCUGCUUAAGCAGCUAAGCAAGGGCGAUGCCGCUGCUCGUCCCGGCGUCGCGCUGCUGCUGGGAGUGCUGUGUCGCCACGUGUCGGUGCGCUCAUUUCUUUCGUCGUACGGCGACUGGAGCGCUGCGCUGCUCGAGGCGGUGCGGCGGGGCGACAGCAGCUCUGCCACCCGGGCCGCGGCGCUGCAUGCGCUUGGGGAGCUGUUCGGCAGGGUUCGUGAGCUGCUCGACGUCCCGGGGGUGCGGCGUGACGCCUCCGGACCCGCGGGCCGCACCCUGCAGCUCGCCACCCCGCUGCUUGGGGAGCCGGGCUGCCAGGUCGCCGCCCUCUCCGCCGCCCACUCCGUGCUGCGCUGCCUGCCCUCCGCCGCCCGCCACCACUGCGCCGCCCUGGAGACCCAGCUGGCGGCGCUGCUGGCGGCACCUCCCGCCGGGGCCGGGGCUGGGGCCGGUGCUCCUGCCGGUGGUGCUGGUGGUGCUGCCAACGCCGCAACACCAGCAGGAGUGAGCCUCAGGGUCAGGUGUGAGGCAGCCAGGGCGCUGGCGGCGCUGCCGAGGGCCGCAGCAGGAGGCGGAGGUGGCGGUGCCGUCGCCGCAGCGUCGGCUGACGCCGACGCCUGGAGCUCGCUGGUCCGCCGUACGCUGCUGUCCCUGCAUGCGGCACUAGACCUGCUGUUCUAUUAUGGAGGCGGCGCAGGAGGCGGAGGGGCG